Protobothrops mucrosquamatus (brown spotted pit viper) is the source of this 3755-nucleotide messenger RNA. It is a transcript of the gene MAK, whose product is annotated as male germ cell associated kinase. Gene Ontology annotation, biological process: cilium assembly; protein phosphorylation; intraciliary transport. The transcript has 15 exons. Gene Ontology annotation, molecular function: protein serine/threonine kinase activity; ATP binding. NCBI's taxonomy places the organism in Eukaryota, Metazoa, Chordata, Lepidosauria, Squamata, Viperidae. Bases 273 to 2162 code for a protein of 629 amino acids. Gene Ontology annotation, cellular component: cytoplasm; cilium; nucleus. The record is from RefSeq and is a predicted model, not a curated record.
GGUUCGGAGGUGGGAUGAGGCAGCUAAGGAAAGGCGGCUCCGGAGGAGGCCCUGGACCCUCCCUGGGCGGCCAAGAGUUCAGCAGAUCCAUGUAAGGAUGGCAGCUUUUCUCCAUUUGCUACUAUAUUAUUUCUGGAUAGAGUGGUUAUAAUAUUGAAAGAAGACUGAUGACUUAAGCAAGUACUAUGACAGGUUACCUACUCAUAUAACAGCACCAUUCUGAAAAAGAAUCACUCAAGAUUUUUGAACAUUUGGCUACCUUACUUUACAAAAUGAACCGUUAUACAACUCUGAAGCAACUUGGGGAUGGAACCUAUGGCAGUGUUCUGAUGGGGAAGAGCAUUGAAUCAGGGGAGCUUGUGGCCAUCAAAAGAAUGAAAAGGAAGUUCUAUACUUGGGAAGAAUGUAUGAAUCUGAGGGAAGUUAAGUCUCUGAAAAAACUUAAUCAUGCCAAUGUAAUAAAGCUGAAAGAAGUCAUUCGAGAAAAUGACCAUCUGUAUUUUGUUUUUGAAUAUAUGAAGGAAAAUCUGUAUCAGCUAAUGAAAGACAGAAAUAAACUGUUUCCCGAGUCUGUCAUCAGGAACAUUUUGUAUCAAAUAUUACAAGGGUUAGCUUUUAUCCAUAAACAUGGAUUUUUUCAUCGAGAUAUGAAACCUGAAAACCUUCUUUGUAUGGGUCCAGAACUUGUUAAAAUUGCUGAUUUUGGAUUGGCUAGAGAACUAAGAUCUCAACCUCCAUACACGGAUUAUGUUUCCACCAGAUGGUAUCGGGCACCUGAAGUUUUAUUGAGAUCUUCUAUUUAUAGUUCUCCGAUUGACAUUUGGGCUGUUGGUAGCAUAAUGGCUGAACUAUAUACACUAAGACCACUUUUUCCAGGAACAAGUGAAGUUGAUGAAAUUUUCAAAAUUUGCCAGGUGUUAGGAACACCAAAGAAGAGUGAUUGGCCAGAAGGAUACCAGCUUGCUGCUGGAAUGAAUUUUCGAUUCCCUCAGUGUGUUUCAAUAAAUCUAAAGACGCUCAUUCCAAAUGCCAGCAGUGAGGCAUUGUUUCUCAUGAAUACAAUGUUGAAUUGGGACCCAAAGAAACGACCUACAGCAAGUCAGGCACUGAAGUUUCCUUACUUUCAAGUGGGUCAGGUUUUAGGACCACCUCCACAAUGCAUGAAUCAGAAACAGCCAUAUUCCAAGAUAACAGAACGGAAACCAUCUCUGCCCAAACUUGAACAUAUAUCAAAAUUAGAAGUUGUAUCUGUGCCAGAAUCUCAGACUUCACUAAAUGUAUCAGAUAAGCUACAGUGUCUACCCAAGAAUAACCAACAUCCCCUCCAGUCAAUCCAGCUGCCUCAGAAUGCAGUGAGUCAGCAACCAUCAGUACAGCAACAGCCUCAGUCGUUCCUUCCAGCCAUCAGUAAAAACUCAACAUCAAAACACAUAGCCAUAGGACCCUCAAACGGUACAAUGGGUAUGAAAAACAAUCGACGCCGGUGGGGUCAAACUAUGUUAAAGACAGUGGAUGGUUGGGAUGAUUUUGAUGAUGCAGACUUUGGAAUGUCUUAUUUUAAGAAGCCUAGCAUUAUGGUGUUAAAUGAAAAGAAAACAAAAGAAUCACUUUUUAGCGUUCCUGAGUCUAAGUCUCCUACCUCUGGCAGGUCAGGAGAAAACAAAGUUCUGAAGAGAAACGACUCUGGAAUGUCAACUACUUCGGCAAAACAGUACUAUUUGAAGCAAUCAAGGUAUAUUCCUGGUGUAAAUCCUAAGAAUGUUUCCUCAGGAGCAGUCACUAAAGAAAGAAUCCAUGGUACUUGCAACAAUCCUUUGUUUUCAAAAUCAAUAGCACCAAUUGGAGGUCUGUCUUUCAAUCAAGUCAAUGCAGCUGUAGGAAAUGCUGGCUUUAUUGGUGCUGCUUACAAUGCUCCUGGAGGAUAUAUCCCUUCAUUUCACAAAAAAGAGGUUGGUUCAGCAGGUCAAAGGAUACAAUUAGCACCUCUUGGUCCAUCAGUUACAGAAUAUGCUUGGAAAACCAAGGCCUCUCGUGCCCAAUUGCCAGGACCUACUUACAGCCCUGCUACAAAAGGCAUGAACAUUUUAACUCACCCACCAGCAGCGCAACCUGUGCAUGGAAGAACUGACUGGAUAGCCAAGUACGGAGGGCAUCGAGAAUGAAGACAUAGUCACUGAGCCAACUAUUACUAGUAUUUACAAAAGUGGUGCACCCCUAAGGUUCAGUUCUAUUUUAGAUUUUGCAGGACUAGGAUUAUCCUUGUAUGUGAUUCCUGUGAAUGUAUAUGUGUUAAACCAUUUUCCUUUGAUCGGUGAAGAACCUGUCUCUGGUUAUGACUACGGAACUUAUAGGUGGGAAAGAAAGGUAUCAUAUGCUAUGCAUUGGUCCUGGUUCCAAGAGCUUACAGGCUAUCAUGUAUUGCAUAGACAUAGUUAGAUACAUAUAUCAACUGUUACUAUUGAUUCUGAAAGGAGGGAAACUUUUUUUUGCAGAAGUGUUUGGAAAACAGAAAGUCAAUGUAUCUGUGGAAUCAUUUACUUGAGGUUGUCAGAUUUGGCCUGACAAUUGGAAAAUAUUAUGAGUGAAUGAUAUUUAGGAAGGAUACUUUCCUGGGAAGGCUAGAUAGCAUUAUUUAAUCAGAAAAGAAGCAUUUAAAUAAUUAUUACUUGUGGCUCUCUAAGAAGGCAUUCUGGCGGUAUUUCUGAAAUAAUUUCCAAGAAGUCUGAGUAACUUUGUAACUUUGCUUUUUCCCUAAAUUAUUUUUAGUGGAAUUUGAUCACAGAAUUAGUCAACUUAACUGUAGUGCCUUCACUUGGUAACUAGAGCUGAAUAACUCCAGAAUUCUCUUUUUAAUUCCUAAAGGAAUUGCUUAAAUCUGGUAAUAUCUGCCAGAAUUUACUCUUCAAACCUAAUUUUGUAGUAUAGCAUUGAUAGCAUUAUCUGGCCUAAAGAAAUAUUUUGAAUAUAAGUACACAAUGGCCCAAAAUUGUCCUGGUAUUUCAAGUUCAUAUUUUUAGUGAUUUCUCUAAUAUAUAAGAACUCUUGCUUUAUCUAACAGAAGUCACUUUAAAACAAUGCUUUUCAAACUGCUAAAUAUAUUUGUUAUAUUGAAAUUGACAAUCUAUACUUGUUAAAAUAGCACUUAUAUAUUAUUAUUCAAUUGUAAAAUAUUAUUUGCAUACUGAAAAGUAUUUUGUAUGUGUUUUAUUUUUAAAAAUUGUACACUAUUUUUGUUGUGGAGGACAUAUUUGAUUUGAAUUAAGACUUAAAGUAGAAUGCACAUAACUAUGCUGUCUCAAUUUCAGUAGGAUUUACUGCUAAGUGUAUUUACACAAUGAAUCCUUGAAUUAAUAAUAUAACGGCCAAUUAAUAUUAUUGAAUAAUUUUGAAAGUUACUGUUAUGUGUACAAUAUUUUAUCCCAAUGCAGAAUAGCAGGAAUAUUAAACUGAUUUAUUUCAGUCUCUCAAAACUUACAUAAUUCACUGUUAUAAAUGCUGUCUUAAAGGAAUCUACCUAAAAGUUUCAUAUAAAAAAAUCCACAAAGUUGCUUUUGCAACUGGGCUAGUUUUCAACUGAAAAUAAUUUGUUUUAUUAUAAAGUGAACUUCUCAGGAACACCACAUAUAUUAUAGAAGUCUUCCAUCAGAAAAUGCAAUGUAUUUAUUUAUACCUUAAUAUUUGUUUGUACAGUCUGAUUUUCUAUCCUGGUAUUUUGAAGCUGGUUGGUAGACUAAAUAAAUAAAAAAAUACAACCA